AUGACAGACACUAUUCUUGGAGUUGAGAUAAGUGAGUUUGUAGUUAAUCGUUAAUAUGCUAAGAUUCAAUAUUUGCAAGAGGAAAAUAAACAAUUAUAAGAAUAAUUGAAGGAUAUGGAAAAAGCAUUAAAAUUGAAUAAAGAUGUUCUUCGUUUAACAUUAGAACAAAAGUAUAAAGACUUUUUUAUCAAAUAAGUUUAAACAAUUCCAAUAAUUCAACUAAUUCAAGUGAGCAUAUUCAAACAAUACAAUUGCAAAUGAAAUUACAUGAAGAAAAUGAAAUGUUGAGAAAUCAAAUGGUUAAAUUGACAGAUGAAAGAAAUUUAGCUUAAAAUAAAGUAUGUUUUUCAAACAUUUAAUAAGGUAUUAUUGUCAUAGCAAAUAUCUGAAGAAAAUUAAGCAUUUUAUAAGGAUCUUAUUGUAGAAUUAGAAGAUAAACUUAGUGAAUUAAGAAGAUGUAUCUAAGACAAAGAAUACACUAUAUAAGACAUAGAAAAAAAUAGAGGAUUAGUUGAUAAUGGAUAAAUGGUUAAGAUUCGAGAAAUUGUAACACCACAUGAAUAAUCAUUAAGAUUACAUGAAGAAUUAGAAUCAACUAGAUAAAUAUUAAAUAAAGUUUCUUAAUAAUCAUAAAAUUUGUAAGAAGAGAACAAACAACUUAAAGAAAUUAAUCAAGUAUAGUUUAAAAUUGUAUUUUUAGAUUUACAAAAGAGAAUUAAUUAAAUUUCGGAUCCUCUUAAGAAGUCCCUUAGUAUAUUAAAAAAUGAAAAGUAAGAUAUUCUCAAUGAUGUUAAGAUUAUAUUUAUUAGGAUGAUCCAGGAAAUUCAGCUGAUGAUAUCUAAUUUCAUCGUGAAAUAUUUUUAAAUCAACUUUUAUUAAACCAGAUUCCAAAUGAAUAAAUACCUGAUUAACAUUAAGGUUGUAGAGAAUUUUAAUAGCAAUCAACAAAUACUAUGAAAUAUUUAACCAAUAAUGAGAGGUACUUAAAUAGAUUUAUCAAUUUUUUUAGAUCUAUUUAUAUGGAAAAAUUAUAGAAGAGUGAAGCUUUAUUAAAAGGAUAUAAAGAAUUAUUUGAAAAGGAAAAAAAUAAAGUGGAUUUUUUAGUUAAACUUACAGAUGAUAUGGAAAAAAAGAUAAAUGAAUGUUAUAGUUACAAUGAGUAGAUAAUCAAUGGAAUUAACAGUAGAGAUUAAAAAAUAGAAUAAUUAUAAGCUGAAGUUCAAUAUUAUAGAACUUAAUAUGGUAAUUAUAUUAGUUUUCUUAAAAAUAAAAGAAAGAUUAAUUUGAAUUAAUCGUUUUAAUUAAAGGAAGAAAUUAAAAAUUUAUCACCUACUACACCACCUCCAAAUUUAAAUGCAAAUAAUAAAAUAUUAAAUGAUAUUGAAAAAGAUCCAAAUGAUACUGAAAAAAUUGUCAGUAUUUUAGAUCCAGUUGAAGAUUAAUCACCAGAUAAUUGGAAGCCUGAUGAUUUAGAUGAUAAAUAAAAACCUCCUAAAAAAUUUAGUAAUAUUUUUGACUAUAAUUAUUCUGAAAUGAAUUUAAUGGAAUGUAAAUAGCUAUUACUAAAUACUGCUAAAGAACUUUUUAUUAAUUAUAAUUUAAAAAUGAAUAAUUUAAAAAAAAAGUAAUUAAUGGAUCCAAAAAAAUGCAUUAAAACUAAAUAAAUCCAUCAUAUUAAAUCUAGUAGUGAUCCUUUAGAUUACUUUACAUUAUAAUAUUAAAAUCUUUAGCUAUCUGAUAAACAUCAAGUCAAUUACAAUAAUAAUUUUACUAAUUUUUUAAUUAAAAAAAAUACUAAAGAUUAAGAAUGGGAAAAAAUUUUAAAUGAAUGCUCAAUCAUUUAAGGAGAGAAAACAAAAUAGGUUAUAUCUGAUAAUUAUGGAUUUAAUGAUAUACCCUUUAAUUGA
Messenger RNA from Paramecium sonneborni, 1907 nucleotides. The record is from the annotation of a GenBank genome assembly. NCBI's taxonomy places the organism in Eukaryota, Ciliophora, Oligohymenophorea, Peniculida, Parameciidae.